Messenger RNA from Nematocida minor, 2388 nucleotides. RefSeq lists its product as uncharacterized. Bases 1 to 2388 code for a protein of 795 amino acids. The record is from RefSeq and is a predicted model, not a curated record. The transcript has a single exon. Gene Ontology annotation, molecular function: ATP binding; ATP hydrolysis activity. NCBI's taxonomy places the organism in Eukaryota, Fungi, Microsporidia.
AUGGAGAAUAAAGAUCAAAUCAACAACAAAGAUAUGAACAACGACAACUCAUUUAUUCUGGCAACUGCUGAGGAGCUGAAUCAAACACUGUGUCCACAGCAGGAACAGAGUGAAGUAAGAGCAGUAGAUCACAUCAACGUGGUGGAUGAAGCCCCUUGCAAAAUAUCUGCCGUAUGCAGCGUGAAGCAGACAAAUUUUGUGGUGGAAGUUGAAAAAAUGACCAACACUCUUAUUCAGAUGAAAAACUACGAUCUUGUCACAAAGGAUGGAGAAACUCUUCUAAAAAGAGUGUCCUUCUCUCUUCCUAAGGGAAAGAUGAUCGCUCUUCUGGGGCUGAGCGGUGACGGAAAAACCACUCUGAUGGACAGCAUGGCAGGACUCUGCAAGCCUUCCCACACAACAUACGGAGAAGUGCACGUUGAGAACGAGUUUGGAGUGCUUGCAAAAAGAGACGUAGCAGACUGGUUCACCAGAGUUAACUACUCCCAGCAAAAAACUCUUGACUACGGACAAAUGCCUCUCUACACAGUUCUGUGCUCAAUCGCAAAGUGCGAAGGAAAAAAGAACAGAGAAGUAAGAGAGCUCAUGGAGACUUUUAGAAUCUCAAAAGUAAAAAACGUAGAAUUCAAAAAUCUGUCCGGAGGAGAGCAGAAAAGAGCUAUGCUCAUAGCUGGGCUUCUUUCCAACAAAGAGUUCAACAUAUGGGACGAGCCACUUACCGGCCUGGACUCUGAAAUGGCUAAAACAGUCAUUAAGAUUCUGAAGAACACCCAGGCCACUAACUUACUGACAGUCCACCAGGUGUCUGAAGACUUGCUGCAGAGAUUCAACCACAUAAUACUUAUGCACAGAUCAACCAUCAUAUACUCUGGUCCAGCCAGCGCGAUAAAAGAACACUUCACAAGCAAAGGAAUAGUCUUCCCAAGCACAGUCUUUUUCGUGGACUAUCUUAUGAAAAUGUGUGCAAACAACAGCGAUGAUGAGUUCGACACAGAAAACAUAAAAAUAUUCAACGGUCUAGCAGAGUCCAUUCUGCAGACGCCAAGUGGCCCAAAGGCCGGCGGAAGCAUAAGCCAUGCGAGCUAUUCGCUGAAGCUGUCUUUUGUGCGCAUCUUGGAGAUCCUUAAGAGAGUCUUCUUUUUCGACAAGAUGUUUAAAGGAAGUUCAUUUGUCAUGGAUCUCUACACACCCACUGUGAUGACCACCCUCAUUUUGUUCAUUUUCACAUUCCAAUUCAGCAAGAAAGUAUUUGCAGAGGAAGGAAUACACAAGUACCUUUUAUGGCCACUCCAGGACAUGCAGUACAAGCUGGUGGGAAUAAGAGACGGAAUGAUAGCAGCUGGAUACAUGGGACACGCCGCUGAAACAAGCAAGAUCCUUGAGGUUGUAGGGAACAUAAGCUGGAUUAACAUGCUGAGCAUGUUCUUCAUGCUCUCCAGCAUAUGUGUUGCAAUGUUCGCCAUAGCAAUGCCCAGCAACUUCCUAAACCCAGACUUCUACAGACUCUGCAAGUCCAACAUAAGAGAAAAACAGAUCACAACUCUUGAGUUUAUUUCUUCUCUUAUGAUCGAUAUUUUUUUGAAAAAAACACUGAUCAUUUGGGUUGCCCAGUCGAUUAUAUACGGUUUCAUAUACUUCCAGUUGGACAAGAGCCUGAGAGAGACAAUAACCAUUAGCCAUCCUGUUGCCAUAGGAUUGAUAUUCGUCUCUUCUCUUGUAGCAGGACUGCACGGAUGCGCUUUAAAUCUUGCGCCAAUCUCGCAGAGUGUCUUUGGACUUGUCAGCAUAUUAUACUUAGGAGUUAUAUCGUAUCUUCCCAAUGUCAUACACAGUGUGGCAUACACAUACGAUGACUCUUCAAGCAUGAUGCAGCUGAUAUCUAUAUUCAGGUAUGACAGCCAGAACGUUAUCCACCGCAUUAUAACUAACCUAGGUAUAGUAGAUGCAUUCAACAGCCCUAUCCCACGUGCUAUUUGCACAGGCAUUUUCUCAGUAGUCAAGUUCCUCUUCGUAAUGGGGCCCAUAGACUGUUUCAUGAAUCUUAUCUCAAAGAUUGCCCUCUACCAGAACAAACUGCAGUUCGCUCCAGGCACUGUGCUGGAUUCAGAUGCAGUGGAGGCCAUUGCAGACAGCUUCAGCGCUAUGGAAAUAGUUAGGGACGAGAACAGCAUCUGCAUCAACACCAGAGACCAGUUCUUAAGGCUUUUAUUCGACAUAUCUGGCGGCCUGCAGGCCCACGAGGUGUUUGAUCAGAACAAACCGCUUGGAACCAUUUCAGGUCUGAGCCUCCUGUGGAGCACUGCCAGAUUCUUCAUUCUGCCAUGCGUUUUGCUCUGCAUAACAGGAGUCUACACCUACAGAACUCUGCAUCCAAAGCUGAGAAACUAA